Molecule: messenger RNA, 1251 nt
Organism: Acaulospora colombiana
Lineage: Eukaryota; Fungi; Glomeromycota; Glomeromycetes; Diversisporales; Acaulosporaceae
Source: the annotation of a GenBank genome assembly
AUGACUUCUGAAAUUACAUGCGAACGAACUCUACUGACCAGCUACGAUUUCAAGUCAACUUCAACUACUCCAUGCAAUUUGUCAACACCAAAUAUUCAUGUUUCGAAUAAGUCUGAAACAGUUUUCCUAAAUGUUAGGCAUGAAUACAGAGAUUUAGGUGAUGUUGAGGGAAAAGUCAACGAAACACAUAGUACCUCGAAUGAGGAUACGAGGCCACUUGACGUUAGCUCAACUUUGGCUCGUAGAACUUCGUCGUUGUCACUCGAAGAUACUGAAAAAAAGGAGUCAUAUGAACUCCUUGAAGAUAUCCGAAAGAGGGAGCUCGACGACACUUUGGAAGAGCAUAUUAUCCCGUUUGAUAGUGACCUAUCAACCGAGCUGCGUAGAGAGGUCGAAUACCCUCACGGAGAUGUUUUUAGCAAAGCAUUAUCGGAAGCAAUGGAAAGGGAAACGGAAGACAAUGAUGGCUUGCCCAGUGAAUCUUGGGCACUCCAUAAAGUCGUUGAAUCUCCGAGCAAGCGAAGGAAAUUGGGAAGAAAGAAAUUGGCUCGCACCAUAGUCACAGAUGAACCAAACUUUGGCAAGGAUGAAAGCCUCACGAUUCCCGGUGAAUCAGUGCUUGCUUUUGCGAAAGAUAAUAAGUAUUAUCCUGCAAGAAUCGUAGGUUACACUGAGCCAAAUAAAUAUAAGGUUAAAUUCUGUGACAAGACAAGUGAUACUAUCCCUAGGAAUAGAUUCUAUACGAAAUACGAAAAGGGAUUCCAAACAUGCCAGGAUGAAAAAGCGUGGAGAUAUCAACAUUUUAUUGAAGGUGGAAAGAAACGAAGUUUACUUGCAGAGAAUGUAUCACCCGGUCCAUUUGAUUCAAAUGAGUUUAACAUGAUUAUGAAUGUUUUGAUAAGUAUGUUUGCUCCCAGGAUUGCAAAAUCCAUUAAUAAUUUGAUGAUAUCCACACAUAAGAACAGAGAAGCCAAUACCUUAAAAAGAUCGAAAGAAAUGCCGAGACAAGAUGAUGAGGCACGGUCAACCUUUAAUAGCUAUUCGGAUGACCUGCAGCUUCGAUUUAUAAACGAUGUUUUGCUUCCUGAAACCAUAAUAAGAUUAAUUAUGGAAUAUGAUGGAAUAGAUUAUGAGGCAGCCGAUAAUAAAAUGUUGACAGGGUAUAAAGAAGAAAGAUGGGUAGAAAACCUCAUGGCCGAGAGAGAGAGCUUCCAGGUCGGUAGAGAAAGUUUACACGAAAGGCAUAAAUGA